Molecule: messenger RNA, 807 nt
Organism: Encephalitozoon romaleae SJ-2008
Lineage: Eukaryota; Fungi; Microsporidia; Unikaryonidae
Exons: 1
Coding region: 1-807 (268 amino acids)
Molecular function (GO): GTPase activity
Source: RefSeq, a predicted model, not a curated record
AUGAGUCCAAAGGAAUCUGAGAAGAAGGAAGAAGUUGGGGCAAAAAGAAAAAUUUUUGUGGUGGUUGGAAUGGCAGGAAGUGGGAAGACAACCUUUUGCCAAAGACUAUACUCAUGGAUCUCCCAGGAUAAUUGCAGAGUAAAUCCGGAUACUGGAUUGAAUUCAUACAUAUACUCAAUCAACUUGGAUCCUGCAGUUGUGAAUGCAAAGAUGCCUUUAAAUCUUGAUAUAAGAGAUGUUGUGGAUUAUCACGAGACGAUGGAGAAAUAUAAUCUAGGGCCUAACGGUGGGAUUACUACAUGCUUGAACUUAUUCCUUUUGAAUAUCGGGGAGUAUAUUGACAAGAUAAAGGAAGAAUAUGUUAUUAUAGAUACUCCUGGGCAAAUUGAGGCAUUUACAUGGUCAUCUCCAGGGUACAUGCUUAUUGAGACACUGAAGACCAUUGGAAACGUUAUCCUCGUAUAUGUAGUUGAUUCUGUAUCUUCGCACAAACACGCUGUAUUCAUUUCAAACAUGAUGUAUGCAGCUUCCUUGAUGUGUAGGUACGAGGUUGAGGCACUAUGUCUCUUCAAUAAGAAGGAUCUAUCUAGGAGUGAGGUUCUUGAAGAGUGGAUCUCUGAUUAUGAAAGCUUCCGGGAUUCAUUGAAUGAAGACAACAUAUUUUCUCCUAUUUUGGGGUCAAUGGCUCUUUACUUUGAGGAGUUUUACAACUCGGUAAAAUCUGUAUCUAUUUCUUCACAUACAGGGAGCGGAAGGUCUGAUUUCUUCGAUGCUGUUAACCAGCUACUAGAAGAGAAGGAUACUUAA